Molecule: messenger RNA, 3534 nt
Organism: Phoenix dactylifera (date palm)
Lineage: Eukaryota; Viridiplantae; Streptophyta; Magnoliopsida; Arecales; Arecaceae
Product: transcription factor LHW-like
Biological process (GO): regulation of DNA-templated transcription
Molecular function (GO): protein dimerization activity; DNA-binding transcription factor activity
Source: RefSeq, a predicted model, not a curated record
UUCUCGCUCUACAGCGUCUUCUCGCUCUCUCGGUCUGGCUCGUCCAUGGGUGGCCGGAGGCCGGCAGCGGGGACGGAGGCGGAGGUCGGGGGGGCGGAGCGGGGGAGGAAGCGGGGCGGCGAAGUCAGGACGAAGCAGGCCGGGCGGGGCUCCUGCCGCGGGAGCUAGGCCAGAAUAAAUCGCCGGACCACAGCGGCUCCGACGUGUGCCCUUCUCUCCUUCUCUCUCUCUCUCUCUCUCCAACUAUCUUUGCUCGCGUUCUUGCUUCGAUUUGGGUGCGAAAGAUAGGGUUUUGCCGAGUGUUCUCGUUCAGUGGCUCUUCGGGGAACGAUGGGGCUGAUGCUUGGAGAAGCGCUGAAGAGCCUCUGUGUCGAGAUCGGGUGGUCCUACGCGGUCUUCUGGAGGGCGGUUGGUGCCCAGAACCCGACGCAUUUGGUCUGGGAGGAUGGAUAUUGUGAACGGGUGCCGCCCAUUUCGGGGGUUGAAGCUAUGGAUUUACUACUCAAGGAACAGGGGCUGAUAAGGAAUCAUAACAAUGAUCACGCUUCUGAGCUCAGGGGACAAGCGGAGGACAGAGUGGGCAUGCUGGUUAACAAGAUCAUGGCAGCGCAGGUCCAUGUUGUAGGAGCUGGGAUGGUUGGGCAAGCUGCUUUGACGGGAAAUCAUCAAUGGAUUAUCCAAGACAUCCUUCAUGAUUAUGGAUCCAUAGCCGAGGGUUUCGCUGAGAUUAACCACCAAUUCCUGGCAGGCAUUCAGACAAUUGCAGUUAUUCCUGUGAUUCCACAUGGCGUUGUACAACUUGGUGCUAUCCAAAUGAUCAUAGAAAAUACUGUGUUUGUAAACCAUGUGAGGAGUUUAUUUGCCCAGCUAGCUCAUGUGCCUGGAGCCCUUUUUUCUGAUAUCACUCAAAAAACUUUAAGCCAGAGGAGUCAAGUACAUUCUUCACUUGGCAUGCAAAUCUCUUAUCGCCAAUCUACAGAUAUCUGCACUAAGUCAAGUGAGAAUUUUCCGCAGAUGGCUUCAGAAGUGACAUCUACAAAACAGACCAUCACAAACAAAGGAAUGCUGCUUACUGGCCAAUUUCAACCAAAUAUAUAUCCAGGAGUUAAAUCCAUCCUUCACGCUAAUAGCCAACUGGAAAAUAGAUCUGCAGGAGCUCAGAUUAUACUCUCCAAGCCAGAUGAGAAUUUUAUCCAGCAGCUGCCAAGUGUUCCAAGCGUGGAAGGCCAAAAUCAGCCUUUAGUGAUGGCUUCAGGUGCAUCUUUUAGUAGCUUAAGAUUUCCUGAAGAGCAGCUGCUGUUAAUGUCAACUGUUCGGUCUGCUGACAAUACAGAAUCUGCAUUAUAUAAUGGUAAAAUAGAUCAGUUAAAAUCCAGUAAAUGUUACCUACCUAAUUCUUUAAAAGAUCCUGAUAUUGCGCACUUGUUUGGAACAAGUGGAUCGUUGGAAAAUGCAAAUGAUCUUGGAAACUUUGGUUCACUUCCAGAUGGCACUACAGAAAGUAUCAGAGUUUCAUGUGCCAACUCAUCUGUUAAUGGGGUAGCUCAAGUGUCCAACCAAAGAAAUCGCUCAAAUAGCAGUCGUGGGAUUUCAGGAAAUUCCCAGCAGAACCAGCUGUCUGCCAUGAAAAAUUCUCUAACUGUGUUGACAACAGAAAAGCAGAAAGUGGAAAACAAUUUGUUUCAAGCUUCUCAUGCCCCACCUUCUGAAUCUGAUGCAAAUGGUUUGUGUCAUAAUUUGCUUGUUGGAUCUCUUCCAGCACACAGGGUGAGCAAUUCAAAUUGUGCUCAGGAAGAUCAAAGAUCUUGUAAUGUUGCUUGUGGAGCAAAUGUUACUUGUGUUGCACAUGGGCAGAAUUUGAAAAAUUUUGAGGCAUCCGAGCUUCCACAUAUGUUAAAUGAGAAAACUUCUUUCUUAACUGUGGAGCCAAUGUCAGGAAAUGAUCUGUUCGAUAUGUUGGGUCUUGAGGAUAAGACUGAUUAUGCAUGUGGCAGUUUGGAUGAUGUUUUGUUGCAGAGUGAUGAUCUAAAUGCUUGCAAAUUGGAUGCUGAUAUAUCUAGCCUCUCGACUCAGCUGGAUGUUUGUCCUACCUUCGAUUCAUUGAAUGAUGAGAUUUUCUGUAGUCGUGUUUUUUCUAUGGCUGACUCUGACCAACUAUUGGAUGCUGUGAUCUCAAAGUUCAACUCUGGUGCCAAACAAAGCUCAGAUGACAAUAUGUCUUGUAAAACUUCAAUAACAAAUAUCCAUAGUUCUCAUCAUGGUGAUUCUCCCGACAUUGGCUGGGUGGAUUUGUCCGAGCAGGUGCAAGGUGAGAAUUUUGGUCAUGCACCCAUGCUUGUGAAACCAGAGAAAGCUGCUUCAAGUUAUAUCAAACCUGCAUGUAGUCUAGACAAAACUGAAGAGUGCUCCCAGAGAGUUGGCUUUCAUAAAUCCCAAAUUCGCCUUUGGGUUGAAAGUAGCCAGAAUGUGAAAUCUGAUAGUUUGUCUGCUUCAAAUGGUACAAAAGUUGAGGAGAUAGGUAAACUGAAUCGGAAGAGACCCAGACCAGGAGAGAGCCCUAGACCAAGGCCGAAAGAUCGCCAGAUGAUUCAAGACCGUAUUAAGGAACUUCGAGAAAUCGUACCUAAUGGGGCAAAGUGCAGCAUUGAUGCUUUAUUGGAGAGGACGAUAAAGCACAUGCUUUUCUUGCAAAGUGUGUCAAAACACGUGGACAAGCUCAAGGAAAUUGGAGAGCCUAAGAUAAUUAGUAAGGAGGGCGGUCCGCUCUUGGAAGACAACUUCGAUGGUGGAGCAACAUGGGCAUUUGAAGUCGGUUCUCAGUCCAUGAUCUGCCCAAUCAUGGUUGAAGAUCUAAACCCGCCUCGUCAAAUGCUAGUGGAGUAUUCUCUUCAGAUGCUUUGUGAGGAGCGGGGUUUCUUUCUGGAGAUUGCUGACUUCAUUAGAGGACUGGGAUUGACCAUCUUAAAGGGAGUGAUGGAAGCUCGCAAGAAUAAAGUUUGGGCACGUUUCGCAGUGGAGGCGAACAGGGAUGUGACGAGGAUGGAAAUUUUCCUGUCACUUGUGCGAAUGUUGGAACCAACUGCCGGGAGCAGUAUAGCCCCACAAAAUGUCGACGAUGUCAACAUGCCACAUACCAUGCUGCAUCAACCUACUAUUCCUGUAACAGGGUUGUCUGAUCGCCGUCUAUAAGUAAUCCAACCUUUGCAGACAAUGCUAAGAGUGGGGCUGGCUUCUCCUGCCAUGACUAGCAUUCCGAUGUCCGUAAGGGUUUUUGAGCACCGCAUUAGAUGUUUUAUCGAGGGGGCUAGCUGCUCAGUUCUGAAACCUCUUCAAAUCUGACGAGCUGUACAUUUUGAUUAUGCUAAUUGUUGAUCUUGCUCAGGUUUCUAUGUAAGCUUAUUUGUCCUUCCUUCUGGAGCAUUUUCUUUUGGUUGUUAGGUGCUAAGUAUUGUUCUAAUUUCUUGUGGGGAGAAGCUCCUCCAGGUGAGCAGGCUAUAGAUGUAAAAACUUGGGUGCUCAGGCGUUCAAACAUCA